Molecule: messenger RNA, 1998 nt
Organism: Cordyceps fumosorosea ARSEF 2679
Lineage: Eukaryota; Fungi; Ascomycota; Sordariomycetes; Hypocreales; Cordycipitaceae
Product: dihydrofolate synthetase Fol3
Exons: 1
Coding region: 1-1998 (665 amino acids)
Biological process (GO): folic acid-containing compound biosynthetic process
Cellular component (GO): mitochondrion; cytosol; cytoplasm
Molecular function (GO): tetrahydrofolylpolyglutamate synthase activity; dihydrofolate synthase activity; ATP binding
Source: RefSeq, a predicted model, not a curated record
AUGCCUUCCGCCAGGGAUUUGAAGCGUGCUCUGGACCGCGUCCGGACGGCCAUCCCGGCGCAAAGAAAGCUCGAGGGCGAUAGACGUAAUAUCCGUCUCGGCCUAGAACGAAUUACUAGGGCAAUCCAAAAGGAGCAAUCGUGGACAGGAGUGCAUGUCGGGGGGACCAACGGCAAAGGCUCAAUAUGUACGCUCCUUUCCUACAUGUUUAAGCUUUCCGGUGUUAGCCAUGGCGUCUUUACAUCCCCUUCUCUCUUUGGCUCGCGAAACGGAGUCGCAAUCAAUGGCAUGUAUCCGAACCAAAGGCUAUACGAGUCCGAGAUGAGAAACGUGCAGGCCCGGUUUCGCAAGGCCGCCUCCGGGUGGACGUUUCAGACCGGCGAGGAUCCCGGCGAGCUGACGCCCUUCGAGCUCGACACAGCUGUCGCUUUUCGCAUCUUCAACGCGCUGCACGUUAAAUACGGCAUUGUCGAGGUCGGAAUGGGCGGCACCUCAGAUGCCACCAACGCCAUGCAUGAGAAAGGCGUCACCGUGAUAUCCAAAAUUGGCCUCGACCACCAAGAGUAUCUGGGAAAUACGAUUGAAGAAAUCGCCAGCGUCAAAGCAGGAAUCAUGCGCCCAUUUGUUCCUUGCAUCAUCGAUCAUACCAAUUCGGUCGAGGUGCUUCGUGUGCUCACGGACCAUGCGCGCAGCAUCGGUGCACCAUAUUACUUGACCGACGACGCUGCCGAGUUGCUGAGCCCGAUUGACACCGACAAGUUUCAACUCGAGGAUUACGAGAAGCAGAAUCUACUGUGCGCGUUAUUAGCAUUCAAAAAGCUCUUCCCCAACAUGGAAAUCGACCUCAACAAGCUACUGUCAAAACGCCCAUAUCCACCUGGGCGAAAGGACCUAAUAUCUGUCCGCGACCUAACAAACGGGCUGCGAGAGCAGCCAGUCUUUGUCGACGGCGCCCACAACAUGCUCGGAGUGCAGGCUCUUUCCACCUACGUCGACAAUCAGAUGCGCCGGGGCGACGAGCCGGUAACCUGGAUCAUGGGCUUGUCUGCGAGCAAGACAAAGCCCUUUGCUUCUCUCAUCGAGACGCUGGUACGGCCGCAAGACCGCUUCGCCUUCGUCGAGUACCAGCCUCUCCCCAACGAGCCGGCCGCUGCGCCCGCGCCGCUCGGCCGCGAGAUCGCCGAGGCUAUCGUGGGCAGCAGCUCGCAGCAGCUCUACGAUGGCGACCCGAGCGUCGACGCCGCGCUGCAGUGGGCGUGUCGCCAGGCCGGCGAGGACGGGCACAUUAUCGUCACGGGAAGCCUGUACCUGAUCCGCGAGCUGUACAACACCGAGGGCGUGCACACGCGCCGCCGCUUCAAGACAAUGCGGCCGGGCCGCUCGCAGCUCUGGUACUACACGCAGCUCGCGCAGACGCGCGAGCUCACGCCCGACGAGGCGCGCGAGUUCAAGCAGGCCCGGCGCCACUGGCGCCUCAACCCGAUCCGCAGCGACGCCCUCGUCUCCGACGACGCCGACCGCGAGCAGCAGCCGCCGCCACGCACCUCCCCCGUCGUGUCCCCGGAGACGCGCGCCGUGCAGCGCUGCGCCGCUUACCACCAGAAGCAGGCCGCGCGCUACGCGCAGGCCAUCGAGUGCAUCGAACUCGACACAGAAAACGGCGUGCCUGACCGAAAGAAGAGUAAGGCGGCGGCGGCGGCAGUGGAGGCGACGCCGCUGCCGGGUCCGGAGCGCGUGGACAUACUAAGCACCGUCAAGGAGCUCAUCAGGCGCCAGGGCGAGCACAUUGCCGCGUACCAGGGCGCCAUGCACGAGCUGCGGGGCUACAAGGUCGCCAUACCCGAGAUGAAGUUUAUGAGCUACGCCAAGAUUUACGGGCGUCCGCCGGGCCCGUCGCGGCGCAAGUCGAAGGUGGCUUCGGCGCCCGAGGCGGAGCCGCAGUCGGAAACGCGGCUCCCCGAAGAGGCCAACCAGAGAGACAAUGAUCCAAAGCAAUGA